Molecule: messenger RNA, 1263 nt
Organism: Sinocyclocheilus anshuiensis
Lineage: Eukaryota; Metazoa; Chordata; Actinopteri; Cypriniformes; Cyprinidae
Product: amyloid beta A4 precursor protein-binding family B member 1-interacting protein-like
Exons: 10
Coding region: 43-1260 (405 amino acids)
Biological process (GO): signal transduction
Cellular component (GO): plasma membrane; cytosol
Source: RefSeq, a predicted model, not a curated record
GCAUCUCUGCAUGAUCUGGAAGACAAUGACUUGGACGCCUUGAUGGCUGAUCUGGUGGCAGAUAUCAGUGCCACGGAAGAAAAGUUUGCCACAGAAAGAGAUACGUUUACGGGGUCAGUCCCAGUUGCCCCAAUACCCUCCCAGCCUCAGAGUAAUUUUAGCCUCCUAGCGUCAACUGACACCUCUAGACCUGCAACUUUCUCCAACUCCAUUGCAGCUCCGCCCCUACCACCCGCCUCCAAACCAUCAAAAGAAGAACUAGAGGAACAGAUGAAAGCAGAUAAGAUCAAGCUUGCUUUGGAGAAGCUAAAGGAGGCCAAAGUGAAAAAGCUGGUCGUGAAAGUGGAGAUUAUGGACGGCAGCUCAAAGACUCUGAUGGUGGAUGAGAGACAAACAGUCAGAGAUGUGAUAGACAGCCUCUUUGAGAAGACACAUUGUGACUGCAAUGUGGAUUGGUCUGUGUGUGAGACCAACCCUGACUUACAGACUGAACGGGGGUUUGAGGACCAUGAGAACCUCGUGGAGCCUCUUUCUACAUGGACAAGGGACACUGAAAACAAAGUGCGUUUUCAGGAGAAAAUAGACAAGUAUGAAGUGUUCAGAAACCCUCAGAAUUUUUAUUUGUGGAAAAAGGAUAAGAAAUCUCUAAAGGACAUGAAAGACAAAGACAAAGAACAGCUUCUGGAGGAGAACUUCUGUGGAGCCUCCGUCAUUGUGCCUGAUCUGGAGGGUGUUCUGUAUCUGAAGGAGGAUGGCAAGAAAUCCUGGAAACAGCGCUACUUCCUGCUGCGGGCCUCUGGAUUGUAUUACUCACCCAAAGGCAAGACAAAGGCUUCACGGGAUCUUGUGUGCUUGGUGCAGUUUGAUAAUGUCAACGUCUACUACUGCAAAGAAUACAGAAUCAAAUACAAAGCGCCAACAGACCACUGCUUCAUUCUUAAGCAUCCUCAGAUUCAAAAAGAAUCACAAUACAUCAAGUAUCUGUGUUGUGAUGAUGAGUGGACCAUGACUCUGUGGGUGACUGGAAUACGUAUUGCAAAGUAUGGUAAGCAGUUAUAUGACAACUACAAGGUUGCUGUGAGGAAAGCUGCAGGCUCUGAAACAUGGGCUAACCGCACUAUCCAGGCCUCCUCCAGUGCAUCGACACCCUCCCCUACACCUAAAGCCAAAGCUGCAAAUGGACAUGCUCCUCAGCCUGCAGUGGAGACCAAGGUACCUCUCAAUCUAUCAGCUCUUUUAGGAAUGAAGAACAUGGUUUAAAAA